Messenger RNA from Letharia columbiana, 1269 nucleotides. RefSeq lists its product as uncharacterized. Gene Ontology annotation, biological process: transsulfuration. The transcript has 2 exons. Gene Ontology annotation, molecular function: pyridoxal phosphate binding; carbon-sulfur lyase activity. The record is from RefSeq and is a predicted model, not a curated record. Bases 1 to 1269 code for a protein of 422 amino acids. NCBI's taxonomy places the organism in Eukaryota, Fungi, Ascomycota, Lecanoromycetes, Lecanorales, Parmeliaceae. Gene Ontology annotation, cellular component: cytoplasm.
AUGCCUCCCUCCGCUGCUCCCAUGGGUAUAAACGCCGUCUCCCACUCCAAACCCCCCCAUCCAACCCAAACCCUUCACCACCCUUCCACCCUCGCCAUCCACGCCGACGAUCAACUCAAUCGCUCCACCGACGUAUCCCCCGCCCUGCACGUCUCCACAACAUUCCGCUACGCCUCCAACCCCGACGACUUGGUCCCCGCGAAAAACCUCAAGGGGCCGCAACCGCUCGACGCGCACGUCUACUCCCGGCUCACCGCGCCCACGAGCACCCGGCUCGAAGCGCUCCUCGCGCCCCUCCUCCGCGCCCCGUGUCUGACCUACUCGUCCGGCCUGGCGGCCCUGCACGCCCUGUACGUCUUCCUGCACCCCGGGCGCGUCAGCAUCGGGGGCGGGUACCACGGCUCGCACGGCGUGCUCGGGUUGCAGCGGAAGAUGACCGGGUGUAAGGUCCUGCCGUUGGAUUGCGCGGCGGAGGAGUUGGGCCCGGGGGACGUCGUGCAUCUGGAGACGCCGGUGAAUCCGACGGGGGAGGCGUUCCGGAUCGAGGAGUAUGCGCGGAAGGCCCACGCGAGAGGUGCGUACCUCCUCGUCGACGCGACGUUUGGGCCCCCGGGGUUACAGGAUCCGUUCGUGUGGGGCGCGGACGUCGUGAUGCACGCCGGGACCAAGUAUCUAGGCGGGCAUAGCGACAUGUUGUGCGGCGUUCUGGCGAGCAAGAAGGAAGGGUGGGUGGAGGAGCUGAGGGAGGAGCGGACGUAUCUGGGGAGCGUGAUGGGGAGCCUGGAGGGUUGGCUUGGAGUGCGGAGUUUGCGGACGCUGGAGGUUAGGGUUCAGCGGCAGAGUGGUAACUGUCAGCACCUGGUAAGCUGGCUCCAUGGCAUGUUGGAGGGGGCGGAGGGAGGUGAGGCGGUUAGGGAAGCGGUGGAGAAGGUUCAGCAUGCAAGCUUACAGACCGAGGAUAUGGAGUGGUUGAGGGACCAGAUGCCGAACGGAUAUGGACCUGUAUUUGCAGUCACGAUGAAGAUUGAGAGUUUGGCGAGAAUCUUGCCGAGUAAGCUGGAGUUGUUCCAUCAUGCUACGUCUCUAGGCGGUGUGGAGAGCUUGAUUGAGUGGAGGGCUAUGAGUGACGAGAAAGUUGACACUAGGUUACUCAGGAUCAGUGUGGGGCUGGAGCAUUGGGAGGACUUGAGGGAUGAUUUGAUGAGAGGAUUUAAGGCUCUGAGAGACGAGGUGAAGAACGGGAUGGUCGCCUCCGACUCAACGGCUUGA